AUGACGCUGCUCCUGUCUGCCAUCUUCGGGGACGCUGUCAAGAAGACGGGGGUACAAUCUGUUCUCUUCUCAUGGACCGACCUGUUUGGUGUGAUGAGGAGCAAGCUUGUUCCGGUUUCCAAGGCCGACGCCAUGAGCAAGUCUGGGGCAGGCUUCGCUGGGCAUGCUGCCCAUCUCGACUAUCCUCCCUCGAGUGGUGACGUCCUGGCGAUUCCUGACCCGAGCUCGCUCAUCGUGCUGCCGUGGAACCACAAGAUAGCGUGGGUCGCGUGCGAUCUCUUCAUGAAGGAGGAGCCGCUGGAACAAUGUCCGAGACUGGCGCUAAAGAGAUCGAUGAAGAGGGUGAAGGAAGAGACGAAACUCACCAUGAAGACCGGUGUGGAGCUCGAAUUUCAUCUGCUCUCCCCUGACGACCCGAGGAAGCUUGCGGAUGCCUCGGACAGGAGCAAGAAGCCCUGCUACUCCAUCGAGCCUCUCAUGCAGCAGAAAGACUUCAUCGUCGACAUGCAGCAGUACAUGGAGAGUCUCGGGUGGAAUCCUUAUCAGGCGGAUCACGAGGACUCGAUCGGGCAGUUUGAGAUCAACUGGGAGUACGACGAUGCCCUGGUAACGGCGGACAGGCACGCUUUCUUCAAGUGGAUGGCAAAGGAGGUAGCGAAGAAGCACGGUAUGAGGGUCACCUUCAUGCCCAAGCCCUUCACGAACCUAACGGGCAACUCGGCUCACGUGCACAUCACGAUGCACGAGGAGGACGGGAGCAAUGCCUUCAAAGCUCGAGGAAGCAACGGAGGUGUCCUGGGGCUCAGUGAGAUUGGCCUGCACUUCUGCGGAGGUCUGCUUGAGACGGCUCAAGACAUCUGCUGCUUCACCAACCCUACCAUCAACUCCUUCAAGAGAAUCAACGCUCCUCCUCCCUCCUCGGGCUCCUCCUGGUCUCCGAGCUCCAUCUCCUGGACGGGCAACAACCGCACUCACAUGAUCCGAGUCCCCGACGCUCCCCGGCUCGAAGUUCGACUCCCAGACUCGAGCUCGAACCCCUACCUCAUGCCAGCUGCCCUGCUGCUUGCUGGUCUCAUGUCCAACGUGUACGACAAUGUGCAAGAGCAGAAGAAGAUGCGGCAGCUCCCGUUGAACCUGCUGGAUGCACUGAGGAACUUGGAACAGAACGAGACUUUGCAAUCGGAUAUGGGAAAGGAACUUUGCCGAGGGUACAUCAAGCUGAGGAUGGAGCAGUGGCAGGAGUACUCGCGCUCCAUGACGGCAUGGGAGCUUGAAAAUACCAUGGACGUCUAG
Messenger RNA from Guillardia theta CCMP2712, 1293 nucleotides. RefSeq lists its product as hypothetical. The transcript has 5 exons. Lineage: Eukaryota; Cryptophyceae; Pyrenomonadales; Geminigeraceae. Gene Ontology annotation, molecular function: glutamine synthetase activity. Bases 1 to 1293 code for a protein of 430 amino acids. The record is from RefSeq and is a predicted model, not a curated record.